Molecule: messenger RNA, 13958 nt
Organism: Dunckerocampus dactyliophorus (ringed pipefish)
Lineage: Eukaryota; Metazoa; Chordata; Actinopteri; Syngnathiformes; Syngnathidae
Gene: fat2
Product: FAT atypical cadherin 2
Exons: 29
Coding region: 230-13336 (4368 amino acids)
Biological process (GO): homophilic cell-cell adhesion
Cellular component (GO): adherens junction; plasma membrane
Molecular function (GO): calcium ion binding
Source: RefSeq, a predicted model, not a curated record
GCGUGCGUGUGUGUGUGUGUCAGAGGAGGGCCGGGGCUCCUGAGGGAGUGUCUUCGUGUGUGAAGGCACUCAGUCCAAGUUGAGGUCGUCUUCAGCAGAAGGAAAGUCUCGCUGCUCCCAAACAUCUCGUCUUGUUUUUCACGUGGAUUUUACCAAACCCGAGCCAACAUGGCGCCACCGCUACCCACUGGGAUGGGCCACGUUCCCCAGGUGUGAGAGAGGAAGACGAAUGUUAACCACGUUGGACAUCAGGAUCCCAAUGCUAUUCCUAAAAAUGGCCUCAUCAGGAGCAACCUUGGUAACCUUAGCCACAGUCCUGCUAAGUGUGGCGCAGAGUUGGGGCAUGGUGGGAAAACUAAAAGCCAGCCCCCCGCUGAGAUUCACGCACCAUCUCUACAACGUCACCAUCAAUGAGAACUCGCCCCCGCGCACCUACGUGGAGACGCCGGUGAAGAUGGGCAUCGAAAUGGCAGAUUUGCUGUGGCAGGUGAAAUACGUGGUUGUCUCCGGGGAUGAUAAUGACCUUUUCCAAGCCGAGGAAGUCAAAGUUGGGGAUUUUUGUUUCCUGAGGCUCAAAACCCGAGGCAGCAUCUCCACGCCGCUCAACAGGGAGGUCAGGGACAUGUACACGCUGACUGUGGAGGCCACGGAAAGCACUUUUGACUUCCAGGCAAAGACUAAAGUGUUUGUCCAGGUUGUUGACACAAACGACCUCAAGCCUCUUUUCUACCCCGCUUCGUACAACGUGGCCGUCAGCGAAGACGCUCCGCUCCGGUCUAGCGUCGCCAGGGUUAGCGCGACGGACGGCGACAUCGGAAGCAACGCCGACUUUUAUUAUUCCCUCACCGUCAGAUCGCAUCCGUUUGUCGUCGAUCCUUUCAGCGGCACCAUCAGCAUCUUCAAGAAGCUCAACUACACCCGCAUGCACAGAUACGACCUCACGGUUUUAGCAGAGGACAGAACCAAGAAAAUAUCUGGGGUUCAGAAAUUUGGUAAUGUGGCCAAGGUUACUGUGAAAGUGCAAAAAGCUGCCAUGGUGUCUCCAGUUAUCAAGCCUCCCUCCGCGCCUUCAGUGUCCUCAGAUGGCACAGUGAGUAUCAGUGUCCACGUCCAGGCAGGACUUAAGCCCGUUGAAUUGCUCAGCGUCGUUGGCGGUGAUCCUCACCGGUACUUUGAGGUAAUCCCUUUGGGAUCACAGGGGAACCACUUCCAAGUGGUCUCCACCAAAAAGAUUAUCUGGUCACAAAGUCCCUUUGGACUCAAUCUGUCCCUACAAGCCAAAGACAGAAGCUCUCCAAGUUUGCUCUCUCCCGUUACAAAGAUUCACGUUCCGACCUUUCAUUACAGCCCAUUGGCGUUCUUAGAAGACACCUACAUCGUCUCUCUCAGUGAGAGUUCUCCGCCCAAAACGUUUGUUGUGAAGGUUUCAGUUAAUUGCAGCAACGUUACUUACAGCAUCAAAAUGAAUCCAGACAGCUCUAAAUUCAAGAUCAAUCCCAAAACUGGCAUCGUUACAACCAGGGAAACGUUUGACUAUGAGAGUCAGGCUCGCUAUGAGUUUGAUGUGGCGGCUAAUGAAGGCGAGGCUCAGACUCACGUUGUGGUUGAGAUCACCGAUGAGAACGACAACAGCCCGGAUUUUAAGCUAACCUCUUAUCGCGCGACAGUGGAUGAAAACAGCCCAGUCGGCAGCAGCGUUUUGAAAAUAGAAGCCACCGACAAGGAUAAUGAGGGAAACGGUUUUGUCACGUAUGCUAUUGCCAAUUCAGACCCCCUGCCUUUCAUAAUAGACCCAUUCACCGGUGUUAUCUCCACCUCGGAGCACUUGGACUAUGAGCUGAUGAAACGCUGGUACCACCUGAGAGUUUGGGCCUCAGACAGCGGUGAGCCCUUCAGCCGGGUCAGCGAAUGCCCCGUGACGAUUACCAUAAACAACGUGAACGAUAACAUUCCUCUCUUCGAGAGGGUUGGCUGCAAUAUCACCAUACCUCCGGACCUCGCUGUCGGUCACAGCAUCGUUGAGCUGUCAGCUAUUGAUUUAGACGAGUUGCAGCAGCUCAGCUAUGUCAUCGAGUCCGGCAAUGAGCUCCAGAUGUUUGCUAUUGAUUCGGUGUCAGGAGAGGUCACCCUUAAGCAAGCCAUCCCGCCAGGAGCAAACUCAUUCAAUUUGGGAGUCAUGGCCUCAGACGGAGAGCAUCACUCUGAGGCAUCUGUUGUCAGGGUAACGGUUACCAGCAGAGGUGAUGAGACAACAAUUCACUGCCGGGAAACAGGCAUUUUCAAACAGCUCAAAGAUAAACUGAUAGAGUCCAUCAAGCCCAUUUGGACUGACACUGAGGAAGACACCUUCUCAGGCACUCACAUCACCAACAGUCACUCUCCCAUGUUUGACCCCGGCCUUCCCAGCUCAAUCGACCUUCCCGAGAACUACCCGCUGGGCUCCGCUGUAGUUCACUUCAAGGCAUCAGACCACGACACAGGCUUUAAUGGCAUGCUUGUUUACGCCAUCUCAAGUGGGAAUGAGGAGGGCUGUUUCUCCAUUGACACCUUCUCUGGUGACCUCCGGCUGCUGUGUCCGCUGGACAGGGAGGAUAAGGUGUUCUACAUUUUGAACAUCACUGUGUUUGAUUUGGGAACGCCGCAAACGUCCGCAUGGAAGUUCCUUGCAGUGAACGUCCUUGAUGUCAAUGACAAUCCUCCCAUCUUUGAACAACCCAGACAUGUGGUACGCAUCCCUGAGAACACAGAGCUGGACUCAGUCAUUUUUACAGCUCGAGCUACAGACCCGGAUGCAGACGCGAGCGGGAUUGUCAAAUACACCCUCCUAACGUCUACUGACAUGUUUCGGAUCGACCAAGUGAGCGGCGAGGUGAUGGUGACAGCUCAUUUGGAUCGAGAAACCUCCCCCAGACAUGACCUCUGGAUUGAAGCCAGGGAUCAAUCCAAGCUCGAUCCCCCGAUGUCCUCCACUCUUAACCUUGUGGUGGUGCUUCAGGAUGUAAAUGAUAACCCGCCAACAUUUGUACCAACGGUCUACAAAGUCAAAGUUCCCGAGGAUGUACCGGUGGGCACCCUACUUGUUUGGGUGGAGAGUGUGGACUUGGAUCUUGGCAGCGGCAGUCUGGUCACCUACAACCUAAUGAACACAGAGAGCGGAAUCUUCCAUCUCGACCCCUCCACGGGUGCCUUGACCCUCGAGCGGGAGCUGGACUUUGAGAGGCGUCCCUCUUAUAACCUCACAGUCCGGGCUGUGGACCACGGCCUUCCACAAUCCCUCUCGUCAUCGUGUUUUGUGGAGAUUGAGGUUUUGGAUGUGAACGAGAAUCUCCACAAGCCAGUCUUCUCUGAGUUUGUGUACGAAACUGGAGUGGAGGAGGAUGCGGCUGUGGGGACGUCAGUGCUUACCGUGAUGGCCUCGGACAAAGACCUGGGUCGAGAUGGAGUCAUCAGGUACCGCAUCCAUGACGGCUCUGGCCUGGGAAUGCUCAGCAUUGAUGAAGAAACAGGAGUGAUCCGAACGUCUCAGGUGCUGGAUCGGGAGAAAGUGCCUCGCUUCUGGCUUUCUGUCCACGUCACAGACCUGGGAACCGAACCUCUGUCCUCGUGGACGCAUGUCUACUUGGACGUCCUGGACGUCAACGAUAAUGCUCCGGAGCUUUCCCAGCCGGUGUACUUUGCGUCCGUCCGGGAGAAUGUGGGCACGGUCAAGUCUGUCAUCCAGGUGUUGGCCACUGACGUGGAUGCAUCCUCUGAGGAGAAGCUUUCCUUCCAGAUGCCGGAAUCUCAUCAGACGUACUUUGGCAUCAAUGCCAAAACAGGUGUUAUCAGCACUCUGGCAGCGUUGGACCGUGAGGACAAACCCGAGCACAGCAUUGAGGUUAUCGUGUCGGACAACGGCUCUCCGUCGCUCCGGUCCACCGCCACCGUGGUCAUCAGCGUCCUGGACGACAACGACAACCGGCCAAAGUUCACCGACAAACUCUUCCACGUCAAGCUGCCCGCCCAGCGGCACGGAGCCGGCACGCGGCAAGUCUGCAGGAUGGUCGCCCAGGACGACGACGAGGGCACCAACGCCCGCGUGACGUACAAGUUACAAGACGAGCAUGACGAGAGAUUUGAUGUCGACCCGCUGACCGGAGUGGUGACGUCGUGUGGUGAUUUCUGGCCUGGGAACUACACCAUCCUCACGAUAAAAGCUACGGAUCAGGGCAGCCCCUCCCAGUCAUCUACAGCCAGGCUGGACAUCGAGUGGGUGGAGCCCCCGCCUCCCUCCGCGGACCCCAUCACCUUUGAGGAGCCCCAGUUUACCUUCGCCGUCAUGGAGACGGAGCCCGUCACGCACAUGGUGGGCAUCAUCAUGACGGACACGUAUCGGCUGCGGUGGUUCCACAUCACAGGUGGUGAUGAGGAAAAAGACUUUGACAUCCAGAGGAACUCCGGAACCAUCUACAUCGCUCGCCGCUUGGACGCCGCCCGCCGCUCCAACUACAACCUGACGGUGCAGGUCACUGACGGCCACCACAGCGCCAGCGUGCAGGCCUACAUCCGAGUGCUGGACAUGAACGAGCAUCGGCCCGUCUUCCUCAAGUCACUUUAUGAGGUGAGGGUCCCUGAGGACACAUCGCCGUGGAAGGACGUCCUUCAGUUGGGGGCGCAGGAUGCCGACGCCAACAGCAGGCUGGUGUUCUCCAUCCACAGCAGCCUCCAUCCUCGCAGCACCAAGUUGUUCCACCUGGACCCAAAGAGCGCCAUCUUGGUGACCACGGAGGAGCUGGACUACGAGACCAUCCCUGUCCACACGCUCAUCGUCAUGGUGCGCGACCAGGAGAUCCCAGUAAAACGGAACUUUGUGAAGGUGAUCGUUCACGUGGAGGACUGUAACGACCACGCGCCGGCUUUCCUCAGCCCCCGCUACCAGGCCACCAUCUCCAACCUAGCUCCCGUGGGCUCUGAGGUCGUACGGGUCAAGGCCCUGGACGGCGAUGUGGGCAGCAAUGCCGCCAUCACUUACUCUCUGCAUUCAGGAAACAUCAACAGCAUGUUCUCCAUUGAUCAAGUGCUUGGCUCCAUCACUAUAUCCGAAUCGGUGGACCUUCAGCAUCAGGACCAGUACCACCUCACGGUCAAAGCGACCGACCAGGGCUUCCCUCAGCGCAGUGACAUCUGCUCCAUCCACGUCUACAUCCGCAUCUCGGACCACACCCCGCCCACCUUCCCCACAGACGAAUAUUUGGCAGAAAUCAGCGAGCUGAGCAGCUUGGGAGCAUCAGUGCUCACCAUCUGUGCCUCCAGCCCGGCCGCAGUGCACUAUAGGAUUGAAAGUGGGGAUCCAGACGGAACGUUUCAUAUCAACAGAUACACCGGGUUGAUAUCAAUCCAAAGGCACCUUGAUUUUGAGAAGUGUUCCUCCUACAAGCUCAAAGUUUCAGCUUCCACCAGCUCCAGCGCCUCGUCCAUGACCGUCGUUCAUGUGUACGUGUUUGACGAGAAUGACAACGCCCCCAUUUUUGGGCAGCAGGAGUACGUGGGGCAUAUAAGUGAGGCAGCACGUGUCAAUAGCAUGGUUCUCGGGGAUGUGAACACUCCUCUGGUCAUCCAGGCUUCAGAUGUAGACCAAGAUGAAAAUGCUUUGCUCAUCUAUCAGAUCGUGGAAGCAGAGGCCAUGAAAGUGUUCAAGAUAGACGGCAGCAUGGGUACCAUCUCAUUAAUUGCUCCCCUCGACUUUGAAACCAAGGCUGAAUAUCACUUCAGCGUGCAGGUGAAGGACUCGGGGGAGCCAUCGCUGCACGCAGCACAGCCAGUCAAGGUCACCGUGCGCGUUCUGGACCUGAAUGACUGCCCACCCCAAUUCACCACCACCACUUAUGAGCAAUCCAUCAUCUUUCCGCCUGUCCGAGAUACAGAGGUGGUGCGUGUCGAGGCCCAUGACGCCGACUCUUCUGUGUCGUACAGCAUCACUGAAGGGAAUCUGCACAAUGCUUUUUCCAUCCAUCCCACCACUGGAGUCAUGACUGUGAGCAAUGUGUCUGAUUUUAAACAUUUUUACCAGCUGCUUGUUCGAGCCUCCGAUGGCCUUCAGAGAGACUCAGCCAUCGUCAGGGUGAACGUAACCAACGUAACUGAGAGCGGUCUUGGCUUUGAGCAAAAAAGGUACUCUGUCAGUGUUUCAGAAAAUCUAAACACGGUGAAAACGUUAGCUGCACUCAAACCUACUGGUUGCUCUUUAAACGAGCCUCUGUUUUACUCCGUUUUGAACCCAAUGGGGAAGUUUGCAAUAUCCCACACUUCCGGUGUCAUGCAAACCGCAGGUGUGCCCUUUGACCGAGAGGACAAAGACGUGUAUGACGUUGUGGUGAUGGUACAAGACCUGAGAACUCCACCAAGAACAGCCACCACCCUGGUCAAGGUAUUUAUAGACGACGUCAACGACUACCGGCCUCAGUUUCUCAACCUGCCUUUCUCAAUGAUGAUAUCUGAAGAUGCAGAACCAGGAGAUGUUCUGUAUCAGGCGACUGCCAUUGACAGAGAUCUGGGUGAAAAUGGAUCCAUUGUGUACUCACUGGAGGAGGAUUAUGGCCUCUUUAGGAUCGAUCCAGACAUAGGUGAUAUUUCUCUACAAAGGCCUCUUGAUUUUGAAGCUCUGAAUAAGUACAAAUUGACGGUCCUGGCCACAGACGAGGGGGACCCCAGUCACAUGACCGAGGCACAGCUCAGUAUUCAAGUGAGGAACAGAACCAACCCAGUUUUCCAAACUCUUUUGUAUCCACUGAAGGUGCCUGAAAAUGUUCCUCCGUUCACCACCAUCUUACAUGUGCAGGCCAGAAACCCUGAAGGCUAUCGACUGAUUUACAACCUGGUGGAGGAAAAUGCCUCAAAACACUUUCAUAUUGAUUUCAAAACAGGUGCUUUGACUGUCAUCAACCUGCUGGAUUACGAAAGCCAGACGAUGCACGUGCUGACUGUGCGAGCUACUGAUUCUGUGACUGGAGCGUUUUCCGAGGCUUCUAUUGAGGUAGAAGUUGAAGAUGUGAACGACAAUGCCCCCUCGUUCUCACAGCGAAAGUACACCGCCAACAUUGCGGAGGGGCUUCCUGUCGGCUCCUCAGUUCUGCAACUUUCAGCCUCCGACUUGGACUCUGGAAGAAAUAAAGAUCUGACUUUCCAGAUGGUGAGAAUGGAAGGCAGCGAAACCGACUUCUUUGGCAUAGACCGUCAGAGUGGAUUGAUUUUCACACAGCAGGUGCUGGACCAUGAAAGCACAAGUCACUUCCAGUUGAAAGUCAAGGUUGUUGACAACGGGACCAUCCCCCUCAGCAGCGAGGCCUAUGUUUUUUUAAAUAUUACCGACAUCAACGACAAUCCCCCACAUUUUGUAAGCUCUCAUUUUGAAGCCACACUGGAUGAAACGGCAAAGUGCGGCCACAUUGUCAUCAAAAUCCAAGCGUCUGAUCCCGAUGUCAGUGAUGCCAAUCACCUCAAAUACAAAAUCCUCUCAGGAAAUGAAGGUCGCUACUUCCAUAUAAACGAAUCCUCUGGCAUCAUCUCCUUCGCUAAUGUCUGCCGGAGGAGCCUUGACGCUUACUAUAACCUGACAGUGGCGGUGACUGACGGUGUGUUCCAGAAGAGUGCACCGGUCAAUAUUGACAUGAUAAACAGCAACAGGCACAGUCCUCACUUCAAACAGAACAUCUACGAAGCCGAGCUAGCGGAGAACGCUGAAGCCGGUACCCGUGUGAUCCGCCUGGCCGCCAUCGACCCCGACGAUGGUCCUUAUGGCAGUGUGGACUACACCAUCAUCAAUAAGCUUGCAGACGAGAGGUUUGCCAUUGAUGACAACGGGCAGAUUGUUACGACACAACCGCUAGACAGGGAAAACCCAGACCAGAGAGUCAUAGCCAUUAAGGUGAUGGCGAAGGACGGAGGAGGUAAAGUGGCCUUUUGCACAGUCAAGAUCAUUCUCACUGACGAUAACGACAAUGUCCCGCAGUUCAAAGCUUCAGAGUAUCAAGUUGCCAUUCAGUCCACGGUCAAUAAAGGCUCGCCUGUCAUUCAGAUCAUGGCUUAUGAUGCGGACAACGGCAAAAACGCCGACAUCACCUACACGGUGGAUGAGGCGGAGGAGGUGACAGAAGAUAUCAUUGAGAUCAACCCUUUCACCGGCGUUGUCAGUGUCAAAGAGAGCCUGGUUGGAAUGGAGAACAAAAUCUUCAACUUUAAAGUGAAGGCUCGCGAUGGCAGCCUCCCGUUCUACAACUCCACCGUUCCUGUCCAGGUCAAAGUGCUUCCUCCUGAAGUUCCUCUCCCAAAAUUCUCAGAGCCCCUUUACACCUUCUCAGCCGCUGAGGACAUUCCCGUAGGGACAGAGAUUGGCUCCGUGAAAGCCAAAUCGGAUAUGCCGCUCAUUUACAGCCUGGUCAAUGGCAACACGGUUGAAAGCAAUAAAGACAAAGUGUUCAGUUUGGACAAGGAAAGCGGAACUUUACUUCUACAGAAAAACAUUGACCACGAAAAGACCAAAUGGUACCAGAUAGACGUGCUGGCACAGGGCAACCACAACGGAACGGAUGUGGCAUCCCUGGUGUCAGUCAGCAUCCAGGUCCAGGACAUCAAUGACAACCAGCCUGUGUUUGACGCAAACCCUUACAGGGCCUACCUGGCUGAGAACAUGCCUGCUGGAACCACUGUCAUCCAGGUGACCGCCAAUGACGCAGACGCAGACACCAACGGUCUGGUGACCUACAGCCUGGAGCCUCUACUUGAUGACGCCACGACCAACGUCACUGAGGUGUUCUCCAUUGACGGUGACAACGGCUGGAUUGUCACGGUGCGCGAGGCCGACUGCGAAGCUUCGAGGGUCUACCGCUUCAACGUGCUCGCCACCGACCACGGGGGCGACGCCAAGCUGUCAUCCAGUGUCCUGGUGGAAGUGACGGUGACGGACGAGAAUGACAACCCGCCGAGGUUCUCAGAGGACGUGUACGGUGGCUCGGUGAUGGAGAACAGCCGACCUGGGGAGGUCAUCGUGUCCAUGACGACCACGGAUGCUGACUUUUCACUGGAGAACCGCCUCGUGACAUGUUACAUCACAGAUGGAGACCCGCUGGGCCAGUUCGCCGUCAUCCAUCAGGACGAGGGCGAGUGGGGAUUGAUCGCCAAGGAGCCUCUGGACCGCGAGGCCAAAGACAGAUACGCCUUGAAGAUCACCGCCACUGACGGGAAGUUCCAGACCCCGGUGAGCGUAGACGUGCACGUGCUGGACGUCAACGACAACACCCCUCAGUGUGAACAGCUGCUCUACACGGAGGCGCUGAUGGAGAAUUCCCCCCCCAGCGUGUUUGUGCUGAGGGUUUCGGCAUCAGACGCGGACGCCGCCGCUAACGGCCAGAUCUCUUUCAGCCUGCACGGCCCCGACGCAGACAAGUUCCGUCUGGACCAGAGGACAGGUGAGCUGUUCACCCGGGCGGUGCUGGACAGGGAGAAGGUGUCCGAGUACAGCCUGGCGGCGAGGGCCACGGACGGCGGCGGGCACUCCUGCCAGGCGGACAUCUUGCUGAGGAUCCAGGACAUGAACGACAACCCGCCCCGCUUCUCGUCUAGUCACUACGAGGUCAGCGUCUUCGACAACACCACCGUGCGCACGCCCAUCGCCGCCGUCUACGCCAAAGACCCAGACGCAGGUAUCAACUCGGAGGUGAGGUACUCCCUCCUGGCGGGCGACGGCGGCUACUUCUCCUUGGACGAGUUUUCCGGCAUCCUGCGGCUGGAACGCCCCCUGGCCCCCGACGCGCCAUCCGGCUUGGAGCUGAAGGUGAAAGCCACCGACCGCGGCCUACCUCGACAGCUGUACUCCGUCGCCACUGUGACGGUGGAUGUGGUGUCCCUGGAAGACUACCAGCCCGUCUUCCUGAGCGCCGAGUACGCUGCCCAGAUUCCCGAGUCUUUGGCCGUUGGCUCCGAGGUGCUGAGCGUGUCGGCCCUCGCGAGAGAGGGCUCGGGGCCCGACCCCGUUAUCUACCGUAUUGUGUCCGGGAACGAGGACGGACGCUUCUUGCUGGAGCCAAAAACUGGCCUCCUGACCCUCGCUGCCCCGCUGGACUUUGAAGUUUCUCGGGAGUUCUACGUGUCUGUGGAGGGCAGCCGAGGCCGGCCGGCCCUCAGCGACGUCACCAUGCUCGUCAUCAACGUGACAGACGUCAACGACAACGCGCCCGCUUUCGGGCGGGGCGACUACAGCGCCGAAAUAUCUGAGGAGGACGUGCCAGGGAGCCUGGUGAUGAAGGUCACGGCGACCGACAUGGACGGGCCGCUCAACAGCCUGGUGCGUUAUUCCAUCGUGAGCGGCGACCCACUGCGGCAGUUUGCCAUCCACCCUCAGAGUGGCGAGAUCACCGUCUGUGCCGGACUGGACCGAGAAGAGCUUCCUCAUUACUCUUUGACGGUGCAGGCGGCCGACCAAGGCCACCCCCCCCUCUCGUCCGCCGUCCUUGUCUCCGUCACCGUGGCCGACGUCAACGACAACCCGCCCCUCUUCUCUCGAGUCCAACACAGCCUGCUGCUACAGGAGGGAGAGUCGGUGGGUAGCGGCGUCCUCCAGCUGGUGGUGACGGACAAGGACACGCCCAGGAACGGACCACCCUUCUCUUUCCACAUCGUCAGCGGCAACGAGGAUCACCGCUUCCACGUGGACCAGGGCGGCCUGCUGUUGCUGUCGGCCCCCCUCAGGAAGAAGAGCAAGGCUCAGCACCGGCUGAAGAUUCAGGUGACGGACAGCGGCCACCCUCCGCUCUCAUCCAUCUGCGUGGUCACCAUCGACGUCAUCGAGCGGAGCAAGUACCCCCCCUCUGUCGUCCCUCUGGAGGUCUUCAUCACCACCGCCGGGGGCCUCUUUGCUCGUCACCUCAUUGGCCGGCUCCACGCCUCAGACCCGGACCCGCAGGACGUGCUGAGCUACAAGCUGGUCUCUGAGGACCCAGCCGGGCCGCGUUUCUCUGUGGACGGCGCUGAUGGUAAAAUCUGGGCGUAUGAAAGCCUGGACGAGGGUUCCUACUCACUCAACAUCAGCGUGACGGACGGCAGGUUCAGCGUCUGGACCGGGGUUAAAGUUCACGUGUGGGCGGCCACUCAGAGGGCGCUGGACUCGGGUUUGACCUUGCAGCUGGCCGGGGUCUCUCCUGAGGUGUUUCUGGGCGAUCACUGGAGGGGUCUCCAGCGCAGCCUGGGACUCGGUCUGGGUUUCCCCAGGCAAGAGCUUCACCUGGCCAGCCUGCAGCUGCUCCCUGACACCCAGGAUCUGGAGGUUCUGCUCAUCUGGAGACCGCAGAGUGGACUGAUCCAGCCUCUACCAACCAACAGACUAGCAGGCAUCAUGUCGGACAUCGAAGACUCCUUGGGCCUGAGUAUUGUCAGGGUGAGCCACAAUGGCUGUCUGGGUACCGGGUGUCCACCACGAGGCUGCAGGAACGCCGUCCACCUGACAGGAGACACGAUGACCCAUUUCACCACCGCCAGAGUGGCUUACAUCACGCCGCCGCACGGCUGGGAGAGCGUCUGCCCCUGCAACGAGUCAGCACUGAGGUUCCGAGAGCAGGCCUACCUCAAGUACCUCCACGGGAUGGACGAGGACCAGCAAGACUUCACGCUGUCCCUGAGCUUCAGAACCUUCCGGGAAGAAGGUCUGCUGGUGUUGGCCAACGGCACAGACUGGGGAAGCUUGCAGGUGAGCGGCGGCCAACUUCACUUUGUCUUCAGCUGCAGAGUCCUCGCUCCCGGACGUCUGGCACUGAGGUCCCACGCCGUGUCGGACGGCCGCUGGCACCGCGUCCUGCUGGAGGUCCAACCCGCGUCCUUGAGGCUGACCUUGGACCAGCAGCCUCCAGUGUCCGCUGGCCUGGCGGCGCCGUGCCGCAUGAUGCGCCCCCACGGCACUUUGCUGUUCGCCUCCGACCGCCACCAGGAUUCCGCCCCUCCCGGAGGUCGGCCAGGAAGAUUUGAUGGCUGCCUGGAGCACCUGGAGGUCAACGGGGAGCCAAUCAGAGUGGGGGAUGCACCGGAGUGGGUGGGGCCCGGCAAAAGGAGAGUGUUUGGGGUGUACGAGUGCUGCAGCACGGGGGGCGUUUGCGACACCAACCCCUGCCAAAAUGGAGGCACCUGCCAGGAGGACCCCAGUGGAGAGGCUCGCUGCGUGUGUGUGGGACUCUUCCACGGCUCGCGUUGCCAGAGAGGCAACAACCCGUGCGCCUCUCAGCCGUGCACCGACGGCCGAGUGUGCGUGCCCAAAGACCAAGGCUACAUGUGCAACUGCACGCAGGAGCGCGCCGACGCAGGGUGUCACAAUCUGGUGGAUGUCUGCUCUCCCAAUCCGUGUCCCGGAGGCUUCCACUGCAAACUUUCUGAUGGUUCCUUCCAUUGCGACCCCCUGCCCCAGGUGUCUCCCGUGGUGGGCUAUGUGGAGAUCAUGGAGAUUGGCGGCAGCGUGCUCGGCCUGCUGCUGCUGGUUGCCAUCUUUGUCUGCGUCAGAAAACGCCACGUUCAGCAGCAGAAGAAGAAGAAGGCUGUCUGCGUGCAGGACUCCAACGGUUAUUUUCCGUCCAGUUUGGCCAAGAGCCUGAAAGCUGGCGACCAGGACGUCCCUCCUAUGGAGCUCAACUCCAUGGGGGCUCCCACCAACGACCUGGACCACUCGCCCUUCAGGUCACUGCGCCCACGUAGCCACAUCAGCUCGGGGGGCGCAGUCUCUUCCUCCAAACCUCACAGUCCGGCGGUAUGCAGCGUGGCCCCCAACCUGCCCGUCAGACCUCCGUCCAGCUCCGACAACGACUCAGUCAAAAAGAACCACUGGGACCUUGACUAUGAAGUCUAUCCCGCCGACCCCGACUACUUCGGCCAUCCGGCCGCGGGGGAGUUCCCGCAGUUUGACAUCGUGGAGGACACCUACUCGUGCUCCAGCGUGGACUCACGCAGGAACUCGCGAUUCGGCGGCUUCCCCUUCCCCCUGGAGCGCUCGGAGCGCCGCGCCCCCCUGCCUCCCUGCUACAGCAGCCAAGACCUGGACCGCUUCCUGGGUCCCGACGGCGUCCCUCUCCCCAGAUCCCGGUGUCCCGACGAGUACACGGCCGUCAGCUACUACGCCCGCUCCCUGGACAACACGCCCGCCGGCUACAAGAGGCUGAGCGUGCGGCCGAGCGUGGCCACGCCCUCCUACGCUGAGCAGACGGGCGUCGCCGCCGCCAACGUGGCUCAGCCUCAGACUCGGCCGAGCGAGCCCGGCACGUGGAACUACGACGGCUGUGGCGCGGCGGAGAGUGACUGCGGCAGCUGCGAGGAGGUCAUGUUUUAGGACGCUAACAGGAAGUAGAAACCACAGCGGAGGCUGGACCCUCUGAGCAAGCAAGUCGAUGUCGUGCGUGCGGCUGCUAUGAUUGGUUGUCGUUGUUCAGGCUCCGACCCCGUCUGGCAGCCAUUUUAAAUGUCGUAAACGUGCAACAAAGACGAGAUUAAAAAAUGCCAUUUUUGAAAUGAAGUGUUGACUCUUCAGUAAAAAAGCCAAAACUGAUCUUUUAUUUAGAAAUGCAAAGGUAAAGGUGACUUUACACAUCUUUUUUGAAACUAUCAAUUUGAAUAAAAACAUUUUUCAUUUAAUUUCCUGUCAAAUAUUUGGUGACUUUCACAAUAAAACCCCAUGUUCCUUGUGUGAUGAUUCAAGAUGCUAACGAUGACAAAUAUUUACUUUUAUCCUUUUUUGUUACAUUCAUUCCCUUGCAGCACUUUUUUGGAGGAAAAAGUUGUGUUUUUAUGCCGAUGUGAAGUUGUGUAAAGUGUGUGUGUGUGUUGAACUGUGACGUCUAGGGACUCCGCUUGAAUGUAAAGCAUGUUUGCUUUUAAAGUUGAUGUUUAUGACCUUGUUGUUGUACAGACGAGAUACUGUAUGAAUAUGAAAUACGAUCAAAUAAACAUGAUCU